CGACAGCGGCGGCGCUUAUCAGCGGAGGGAGGGUCGGGGUCAGCUGCUGCAGGGCGGAGGGGCGUGGGGAGCUGUGGGCGGCCGCGCGUCUCCUGCCGUCGCCCUCCCUUCGCCACGAUGCCGGGGAUCGACAAGCUGCCCAUCGAGGAGACGCUGGAGGACAGCCCGCAGAAUGAACUGAGUGCAGCAACACACCUGACUUCAAAACUUCUAAAAGAAUAUGAGAAACAGCGUUUUCCAUUGGGAGGUGAUGAUGAAGUUAUGAGCUCUACCCUGCAGCAGUUUUCAAAAGUUAUAGAUGAGGUAAAUGUUUAUUUUAUUUUCCUUAAAUUAGUGGUCUUAUAAUUAAGUUACCCAGUCAUCAGAAGCAAGGAGGAAGAUUUUUCAGAAAUAUUGACAUUAAAGGAAGUGUUUCAGAUUGCUAGUAAUGAUCAUGAUGCUGCAAUUAACAAAUAUAGCCGAUUGUCCAAAAAAAGAGAAAAUGACAAGGUGAAAUAUGAAUUAACAGAAGAUGUGUACACUUCCAGAAAAAAACAACACCAGACCAUGAUGCAUUAUUUUUGCGCAUUAAAUACUCUUCAGUACAAGAAGAAAAUAGCAUUGUUAGAACCUCUACUUGGGUACAUGCAAGCUCAGAUAAGCUUCUUUAAGAUGGGUUCUGAAAAUCUCAAUGAACAACUGGAAGAAUUUUUAACUAAUAUUGGAACAAGCGUGCAGAAUGUUCGCAGGGAAAUGGACAGUGAUGUAGAGACCAUGCAGCAGACAAUAGAAGAUUUGGAAGUAGCCAGUGACCCGUUAUAUAUACCUGACCCAGACCCCACCAAAUUCCCUGUUAAUCGAAACUUAACCCGAAAGGCUGGAUACCUUAAUGCUAGGAAUAAAACAGGCUUGGUGUCAUCUACCUGGGACAGACAGUUUUACUUCACGCAGGGUGGAAAUUUAAUGACUCAGGCCCGAGGGGACGUAGCCGGAGGCCUGGCCAUGGACAUAGACAACUGUUCAGUGAUGGCUGUGGACUGUGAAGACAGGCGGUACUGUUUUCAGAUCACCUCUUUUGACGGAAAAAAAUCUUCAAUUUUGCAAGCAGAGAGUAAAAAGGACCAUGAAGAGUGGAUCUGUACAAUAAACAACAUAUCUAAGCAAAUAUACUUAAGUGAAAAUCCAGAGGAAAUUGCUGCUCGAGUGAAUCAGUCAGCUCUGGAAGCCAUCACUCCCUCCCCGUCUUUCCAGCAGAGGCACGAGAGCCUCCGGCCUGCAGGACAAUCUCGGCCACUGGCAGCUCGAACCAGCAGUUCAGGAUCUUUAGGGUCUGAGUCCACAAGUUUGGCUGCCCUCUCUCUAGAUUCGCUUGUUGCUCCGGACACCCCGAUACAGUUUGACAUCAUUUCUCCUGUGUGUGAAGAUCAGCCUGGCCAGGCGAAAGCCUCCGGCCAGGGAGGCAGGCGUACAAAUCCAUUUGGAGAAUCUGGAGGAGGUACAAAAUCUGAAACGGAAGAUUCUAUUCUUCAUCAGCUAUUUAUUGUCCGAUUCCUCGGCUCUAUGGAGGUGAAAUCAGAUGACAGUCCAGAUGUUGUUUAUGAAACAAUGCGCCAGAUCUUAGCUGCCAGGGCCAUCCAUAACAUCUUUCGUAUGACAGAGUCACAUUUAUUAGUCACUUGUGACUGUUUAAAGUUAAUUGAUCCACAGACACAAGUUACAAGACUCACGAUUUGUGAUUCUGUUGGACUGGCAAAACAGAUAGCCUUGCAUGCUGAACUGGAUCGUAGGGCAUCAGAAAAGCAAAAAGAAAUAGAGAGAGUAAAAGAGAAGCAACAGAAAGAACUCAGUAAACAAAAGCAAAUCGAAAAGGACUUAGAAGAACAAAGUCGGUUGAUAGCUGCUUCCAGUAGACCAAACCAAGCUGGUAAUGAGGGGCAGUUUGUUGUCCUUAGCAGUAGCCAGUCAGAAGAGAGUGAUUUGGGAGAAGAAGGAAAGAAGAGAGAGUCAGAAGCAUAAACUUAUCCUUGCUCUUUGGUUGAUAUUCCCUGCCCCCAACCCUGGAAUUUAAUGACAAUUUCUGGGGUGAAAUGGCACAAGGUAACAACUAUGUUGAAAUAUCAAGCAGAAGACUAAGCUUUAUAUUUGCUUGUUUGUUUUAGCUUCAUCUUUUAAAAUAAGAUUGAACUUGUGAUUUAGGUUUGUAUUCAUUUUUUUUCGUUAAAAGUAACAUACUAUGCAGUAACAUCAAAUUCCACAUGCCUAAAAGAAACUUGCUCAUCUCCCUGAAGUAGACUGCUGAGGAAUUAGACUUGCUCAAGACUUUUUCCCUUCAAAUUUUGAACUCUUUAUCGUGUUUUGUAACUGGCUCUGACCGUAAGAAAUCAAUUAUUCUUCGGCUUCAGAUAUUCGUGGGUAUGCUCCCUCUGUUUCAUUAAUAACAUUUUGCUGGCAGUGAGGAAGCUUUGGAUUGAAUAGGUUCAAAACGCUUUAUGUAGAGAAUUCUAAAAG
Trichechus manatus latirostris (Florida manatee) is the source of this 2487-nucleotide messenger RNA. It is a transcript of the gene APPL1, whose product is annotated as adaptor protein, phosphotyrosine interacting with PH domain and leucine zipper 1. Gene Ontology annotation, cellular component: cytoplasm; endosome membrane. NCBI's taxonomy places the organism in Eukaryota, Metazoa, Chordata, Mammalia, Sirenia, Trichechidae. Gene Ontology annotation, molecular function: protein kinase B binding. Gene Ontology annotation, biological process: insulin receptor signaling pathway; signaling. The record is from RefSeq and is a predicted model, not a curated record. The transcript has 20 exons.